Molecule: messenger RNA, 2648 nt
Organism: Nicotiana tabacum (common tobacco)
Lineage: Eukaryota; Viridiplantae; Streptophyta; Magnoliopsida; Solanales; Solanaceae
Source: RefSeq, a predicted model, not a curated record
AUUUGAAAAAGGAAAAAAAAAAACACAAUUGUUCUACUUUUUAAAAAUGACAUGACCGUUGGUUCUCUUCAUCUCUUCAUCAAAAUCACCGAAUCUCUAACACUUAUCUUGUUCAGCUCUGGUUUUUCGUCCUUCUUUUCUCUUCAAGAAAAAAACAGAGGCAUCAAUGGCUGGAGAUCUUGUUUUUACCUCUGAAGAAAUGGUGAUCGACAAGGGACUAGGGUACCCAAAGGCCUAUGCCAAGAUCUGUAAAGAUCGAAGCUUUGGCCCCUUCAGCCGCGGCCCUCCUUUCGCUUUCACUCCCUAUUCUCUACCACAGCAUGAGGUUUUGAGAGCCAAGGAAUUGGAUGACAUGUUCCCGAUCAUUGAUCCGAAUGCACAACCCAGUACAAAGCCGAAGAUUUUCCUGUCUCUUUUGUGGAAGCAACUCAACCACCUCGGGAAUGCAGGGUUUGAUCCGGAAGUAUUUCGAGUAGACUCAUAUGGCAAUGUUCUGUAUUAUCAUGCUGAUUCAGCUUCACCUCUAGCAUGGGAAAUUGAUCACUGGUUUCCUUGCUCCAGAGGAGGACUAACUGUUCCAAGCAAUCUGAGGAUAAUGCAGUGGCAAGCAUGUGAGAAAAAGAAUCAUAAGCUGGAAUUUCUUAUACCCUGGUGGGAUCUGCAAGUUGGUAUAUCCAUAAACCAGUUCCUGUCCAUCUUUGCUAUAUCAAAUUCAGAUUUCAGGCGUAGAGCAUUUUCAUGGUUGUUUUCUGAAGGCGAAAAUGAAGAAUUGAAUGCCUCACAAACUGUUGAUUCACAUGUUUUUCCUCAUCAUUUUGUUGAAUCGCAAGAAAAGAUUGGCCUGGCUCCAGCUGCUGUUGNAUCGUGUGAUGUGCUCUUGCUGCUAGACCAAAGCCUUGGGGGCACUACUCUCUCUUACAAAAGAUCAAAGGCGGAUUUGAAAGAAAAUGAAGAUCCAGGCAUGGUGACCAAUCCAUACCAAGCUAUUGUGAUGGCUAGAGAUUCUUUGAGACACAGAGAAGAGACUUCAAAGAUACAGGCAGAAAUACAGAAAUUAGACGAUGAAGUGGGUGAAUUAAAGCAAAAGACUGAGGAGGAGAAAGCAGCCGUUGAAGAAUUGGAACUAGUCCUAAUAAAGAAAAGGAGGAGAGCAGAGAAAUGUCGACGACUAGCUGAGGCACAAUCUUCUUAUAGAGCUAUGCUAGAGAAGAUGAUUCGAGAUGCCAUGCACCAGAGCGUUGUCUAUAAAGAACAAGUGAGGUUGAAUCAGGCAGCAGCUAAUGCUCUUAUGGCAAGACUUGAAGCUCAAAGAGCAAUUUGUGAUUCUGCAGAGAGAGAGCUACACAAUAGAUUCAAAUAUAGAGAUGAACUCGAGCAACAGAUAAGACCUGAGUGGGACCAAACAAGAAAAAGAUCAAGAAUGGAUGAAUUUCCAGAUGAAGAGGGAGAUGAGAAGACUCUUCUCUGCCUUCCUGGCAGCAGCUCAAGGGCAGAAUUAGAGAAAGAUGAUCAAAGAGUUCUAUGCUUGCCAGGGAUGAAGUCCAAUGACAGUAUGCAUAAGGAACUAAGAGUAUUUCUGGACGAGGAGCAGAAAGCAUACGAGGGAAGACUCUCUCUAAAUGGAGGACAAGAGAAAGAAAGACAAAGCGACAAGGCUAUUGUGCAGGCAAAGGACGAGGAUCCUACAGAGGAGAAGAUUCAAAAUAUAGAAAUACAAGAAGAAGGGAUAACAUACAAUGCCGGGUUUCCCACUUUUCAUGAAGCUGAAAGAGAGGAGGAGGACGACGAGAGCAGAAAGCAACGUGGGAAAGGAAAUGUUGAAAAAUGGCUUCAGUUGCUUUUGGAUAACUCACAAGAACCUACCAACUUUGGAACUCAGACUGCUGAGGAGAACAAUAAUGGUAACAGAACUCUUAAUGCAGGAGAAGAUGAAACUAAUGAGAUUGAUGGCACGAUUAGAAAGGAGAAUAUCAAAUAUCCACAGAACGAGAUAAAGAAAUCAAGAUCAGAGGAGUUAGAAAUAGCUGAAGAUGUGAAACAGACGCAGAAAGCUGCCAAACAGCAAGAAGAAGCAAAAAGAGAGGAAGUUGUUCAUAUGGCAGCCAGGAAAUCAUCAUUUUCAAAAAGAGAAAUUGGAAAAAAAGAAGAAAGAACUGAGCUUAAGGGUCAAAAAACACCAUCUAGGAAUCCUCCACCCUACAGAUUAAUUCUAGAAAGGAGAGCCAGUGAUGUAGGUUCUGCUUCUAAGGGAGUAGUAGGGAGAUCUAGCAGCUGUGAAAGAACUGAAAGGAAGAGUGAGAAGGAAAAGGAAAGGGAAUUCUUGAGGUCUGACAGUGCCAGGUUGUUUAGGCGUAUCCCGUCUUCCCCAUCUCUCCUCUUGAGUGGCAUGAAAAAGAGAGUGGAUUGCAUAAGGAAGAAGCCCUCAGUUGUUGGCGAUGAUAGCGAUGAAGGUCGGGGAGGUAAUGGCUUCAUAAGAUCAUCCAUCAAAACAAUCAAGAAAGCAGUGAAGAUGUAGGCCCUGAUACAUAUAACUAAGUUCAUAUAGUUUGAAAGUUGUUAUUGCUACUGAGUGUUGGCUACCAAAAUGAGUGUAUGAAUGGUGCGCGCUUUAUUUCUUUGUAUAAUAGUACACUAUUAUUCUUUUUGAA